AAUUAAAAAAAAUAAUGUUUAAAAAACUUGGUUAAAUCAAGUUUUUAUUCAUCCUCACACUCCACACUUGUACCGCUUCCUCCUGUCUUGUAAGCUUCUCUUCUUCUGCAGGCGCCCACGCACAUUUCACACACCGUACUGAGAAAACAUCACGCGUAAUUGGAGCUUUGAUGUGAUAUUGCGAGAUCAUUACUAAUGUCCACCACAGUAUUCACCACCACCUCCAGCGGAGGCGGAGGAGGGCAGUACAUGAUCGGAAGGAAACAACAGGUUUUUCCGGUGGGGCUUCACGCUGAUUACGAUGAGUACGAGACGAUUUCUCAACGCCUCGUCGACGCUGCUCAUGUCAAUGAUCUCCAGCUAGCUUUGGAGCUCGUUUCUCAUCCAUCUGUUGACGUUAAUUUCAUCGCAACAGUUUGUUUGAAAUCCAGGAAAACUGAGGUUGUGUUGAACGGGGAGUCGGCGAGUGAGGUCCGUAUCGAGUUCGAGGAGUUCAGGACUGACGUCACCGCUCUUUUCCUCGCUGCUCAUAACGGAAAUAUGGCGCUUGUCAGGAAAUUGCUGAAUGUCGGAGCUAAUGUCAACCAAAAAUUGUUCCGAGGGUAUGCAACCACAGCAGCGGUCAGGGAGGGCCACCUUGAGGUGUUGGAGAUGCUCGUGAAUGGUGGGGCUGCUCAAGCUGCAUGCGAGGAAGCCUUGUUGGAGGCAUCCUACCUGGGGCGGGCCAGACCUGCUGAGCUGCUCAUGGGCUCUGAAAUGAUCCGUCCUCAUGUUGCGGUGCAUGCCCUUGUCACUGCAUCCAGCAGGGGGUUUAUUGAUUUUGUCGAAACACUCAUCAAGAACGGAGUGGAAGCCAAUGCAAAUGCCAGGAUACUCCUGCAAUCUUCAAAACCAUCUCUCCACGCCAAUGUCGAUUGUAACGCACUUGUUGCAGCAAUUGUCAGUAGGCAGGUCUCUGUUGUUGACUUGCUGCUAAAGUUGGGAUGCAGAACAGAUACCAAGGCUAGGCUGGGUGCUUGGUCAUGGGAUGUAACUACUGGAGAAGAGUUCAGAGUUGGUGCGGGGUUGGCUGAGCCAUAUCGUGUCAGUUGGUGUGCUGUGGAAUAUUUUGAAUCCAGUGGUCUUAUUUUGCGUAUGCUCCUUAAGCAUCUCUCUCCUAAUAUUCCGCAUCUGGGUAGGGCAAUUAUCCACCAUGCCAUCCUAUGUGGCAAUGCAAGAGCAUUCGAGGUGCUUUUGAGUUGCGGUGCUGAUAUAGAAUUCCCAGUUGAAACAACUAAACAGAUAGACUUCCGCCCAAUUCAUUUAGCCACACGACUUGGGUUGGCUAAAAUUCUUCGUCUCCUGAUAAAUGCUGGCUGCAAUCUCAACUCCAGAACAGGAUCUGGGGAGACUGCACUAAUGAUUUGUGCUAGAUAUAAGCAAGAGGAGUGUCUUAAGCUUCUGGCUUCUGCAGGUGCUGAUUUUGGUUUGACUAAUAUGUCUUCUCAGUGUGCAAUGUCCAUUGCUGGAUCAGUGCGGUGGAUGCUUGGCUUCCAACAAGCAGUUGUGGACGUGAUUCGAGCUGGAAAAAUAGCUCAAUCUAGCAACGCUGAAAUAUUUUCUUCUUUGUUAUUUGUAACUCGAGCAAAUGAUGUCGAGGCCUUAAAGAAACUCAUUGAACAACCAGAUCUGAAUCUCAAUGAAAAAGAUGAGAGCGGAUUCUCAGCAGUUAUGGUUGCUGCAGCAGGUGGUCAUGUUGAGCCUUUUAGGCUUCUUGUUAAUGCCGGAGCUGAUGUCGAAACUUGUAAUAAGUAUGGCGAAACAGCACUAAGUCUAGCAGAAGCAAAUGAAAACAGGGAUUCAUUCGCAAAGGUACUAUCUGCAUAUGCCUAUGCAAAGGGCAAAAGCAAAUCUAACGGAUCGUCUGCUUUACAUCAUGCUGCACGCCUUGGCAACCUGGAUUUAGUUCGAGAAUUGACACAUGAGGGUUGUGAUGUUAACAUUCUUGAUUCUGAUGGCUACACUCCGCUCAUGCUGGCAGCAAGGUCAGGCAAUGCGAGUAUGUGUGAGCUUCUCAUCUCAUGUGGGGCGAAGUUUGAUAUCGAGAAUGCAAGGCAUGAGACUGCACUUUCACUCGCAAGUAAGAAUAAAGAUGGAAGUGAUGCAGAACGUGUGAUAUUAGACGAACUUGCUCGAAGACUUGUACUAAGUGGGGAUCAUGUGAAGAAGCACACAAAGGCGGGAAAAGGGGCACCCCAUGUGAAGGUGCUGAAGAUGGUAGAGACUGCAGGAUUGUUGCGUUGGGGAAAAUCGAGCAAGAGAAACGUUAUCUGUCGAGGAGCUGAGGUCGGUCCAAGCUCAGCAUUCAGAUGGAACCGUCGGAAGAAGCCUGAUGCUGAUGAUCCAGGUGUUUUUCGGGUGGUGACUACAAAGAAUAAGGAAAUCCAUUUUUCUUGCCGUGGGGGAACUGAAAUGGCCAAGCUUUGGGUAAGGGGAAUAAGGCUGGUGACCCGGGAAGCUAUUUUUGGAAGGAAUUCUGGAGAUGUCCACAUAGUGCAUUAGGAUUUUCUUGAAGUAGCAUACAUAUCAUAUAGAGUUCUCUCUGACCAUCAACAGUGAUGUGUGUUUGCAGAAAUCAAAUUGCAUACUCCAUUGUCUACUUAGGCUGGUCCUUCGUAGGGCAGCUUCUCAGAUUUACCAACAUGAAUAUGAUUAUUUGUAGGAAUUCAAGGACAACAUAACAUUUAUGUCUCUGUGA
This is a messenger RNA of Sesamum indicum (sesame), 2737 nucleotides long. RefSeq lists its product as uncharacterized. The record is from RefSeq and is a predicted model, not a curated record. Gene Ontology annotation, molecular function: protein binding. NCBI's taxonomy places the organism in Eukaryota, Viridiplantae, Streptophyta, Magnoliopsida, Lamiales, Pedaliaceae.